AGCCGCUUUCGUAGCAUAAAGGUUGCGCGCCCCGUUGGGCCGCCGGGCCGGAUGCAUCAGCAACAGCAAUGGAAUCAGUCAUGGAACGAUGGCUGGAGCAAGGGCUAUGAUCCAUAUCAAAGUUAUGGAAAAGGAUACGCAAGCUACGAUGACAGCUAUGGCGGCAGCUAUAGCGUACCUGAUUAUAGCCAUAGCAAAGGAGGUGGCUACAAUAUGACUUCAGAUAAGGGCGGCAAGGGACGACAGGAAGCCGAGUCUGGUGCGCCCAAAGAGAUUAAGGGCUUGGUGAGGUCCAUCAUCCAGGCACAAGCCAUGCCGGAUGGCCGUGGCAGUGAGGAGAGCACCAUCUUCGUGGCCGGACUGCCGUCGGACAUGACCAACCUGGAGAUGUAUCAACUCUUCUCAGCCUUCGGAGCCAUUGCACACCGAGGUGCUACUGCGCUGCAGGAUAAAGAAAGUGGAAAGUGCACAGGCAUUGGCUUUGUGAAUUUCAUCGAGUCUGACUCUGCGCAAAAGGCCAUUCGCGCUCUGAACAGCUUCCCCUUCUUGGAUGGAAGUUGGCUGACUGUCAAGAAAAAGGGUCCGCCCAAGGAGAAGGAACCCGAGAAAGGCGACAAGGGCAAGGGCGACAAAGGCAAGGGCGACAAAGGCGAAGGCAAAGGAAAGAAAGGUAAAGGGAAGAAAAGUGACCGGAAUUGAGUCCUGUAGCGCGCUGCGUGCGUUCUAGAUGCAGCCAGGGCAGUGUCCUUGCCGGUGCUUUGAUGGUAACAGAUCAUUUUGCCA
Messenger RNA from Cladocopium goreaui, 783 nucleotides. Lineage: Eukaryota; Dinophyceae; Suessiales; Symbiodiniaceae. The record is from the annotation of a GenBank genome assembly.